AUGCCCUGCUGCAGUGUGUGUGUGAGCGUGUGUGUCUGAGCGUGUGUGUAUAUAGCAGCAGCAGCGGGAGAGCGGCCGCAGCGCGAGGACGAGUUGCGACAAGGUCGCCACAGCAUCACACGAUAACCAGCCUUCAACAUCAGCGAAGAGCAUUCAUACAGACACCGCCCGCUUCGCCGCAGAGCUGUGAGGGACGCAGACUCGCUCAGUGUCUCUUCAGCUUUGUUUUCUUCCCUUUUCGCGGAUUCAGAAAGCUCAUCCGGACCUGGAAGCCGAUGACUCUCGCGCCAAGAAAGCGCGAGCUUCCGAACGUCAGGCUUCUCCAUUUCGGUCCUCGCGCGUGAAGUCGUUCGGUUACGGUUAAGGUUUGAAAGGAGCGACGGUUGGCGGCUCUGCCUGAAUUAUUGAGGUAAAACUAACGUUAGACGGCUGUUAUUUCGUGAGGGAGGGAAAGCGGCGGCUAGCUAAGCGCUUGUGAGACAAUAACUAACGUUAGCGCAUCACCACCAACUAACGUUAACUAGUUUCCAUCGUCGCCCUCACACGCGAGUUUCACCGGACGUGAACAUUAACUGGAAGUGGUUAUCGCCUGUCUGUUCCACGAGCCUCGCUUCGCCAUGUCAGCGCCACCGAGCCCCACUUCUUUUUGUCCCGGAGAAGCCGCCCCGCCAGAAACGGACACCCUCGCGGUGGACGGCGGUUUGAAACCCGCGGGUCCCACGCCUAGCCAGAGCCGCUUUCAGGUGGAUCUCGUGGCUGAGGCGGCCGGGAGUGAGAAAACGACCGCUACUGACUGCUCAUCGACAGCCACCGGAGAUGGCGCAGAGAAGGCAGCCGAGGAGGCGAAGGGCAGGUUCCGGGUAGUGAACUUCGCGGACCCGCGCAGCGCGGCCUCCAGCCCGGAUGCGGCGCCGGUCGAUGGCGUGCAGAACGGGGACACCGUGAUGAGUGAGGGCAGCCUGCACUCCUCCACCGGAGGCCAGCAGCACUAUCACUACGACACGCACACCAAUACGUACUACCUGAGGACUUUUGGCCACAAUACUAUCGAUGCCGUGCCUAACAUCGACUUCUACCGGCAGACCGCAGCGCCCCUGGGGGAGAAGCUCAUCAGACCCACCCUGUCAGAACUGCACGACGAGUUAGAUAAGGAGCCGUUUGAGGAUGGAUUUGCCAAUGGUGAGGAACUGACCCCUGCUGAGGAGGCUGCAGCCAAAGAAGCAGCAGAGUCGAAAGGAGUCGUAAAGUUUGGAUGGGUCAAAGGAGUGUUGGUCCGCUGCAUGUUGAACAUUUGGGGUGUGAUGCUCUUCAUCCGCAUGACAUGGAUCGUUGGCCAGGCUGGAGUUGUGUAUUCCUGCGUUAUCGUUGCCAUGGCAACUGUUGUGACCACAAUCACUGGCUGCUCAACCUCUGCGAUAGCCACCAACGGUUUUGUACGAGGAGGUGGGGCAUAUUAUUUAAUAUCUCGAAGUUUAGGCCCAGAAUUCGGUGGUUCUAUUGGUCUUAUCUUCGCCUUUGCCAACGCGGUGGCAGUGGCCAUGUACGUUGUUGGCUUUGCUGAGACAGUCGUUGAACUUCUUGGAACUGCAAAUCUUGUCAUGUUGGAUCCUAUCAACGAUGUCAGAAUCAUUGGAACAAUCACUGUUCUUAUCCUCCUUGGAAUCUCAGUGGCAGGCAUGGAGUGGGAGGCAAAGGCUCAGAUCUUCCUCUUGGUUAUCUUGAUCAGUGCCAUCUUCAACUACUUCAUUGGCACAUUCAUCCCAUUCGAGUCAAAAGAAAAAUAUGGGUUCUUUGGCUAUGAUGGUGGCAUCAUGUGGGAAAAUUUAGGUCCAGACUUCCGAGGAGAGACAUUUUUCUCCAUGUUCUCGAUCUUCUUCCCUGCAGCCACUGGCAUUCUCGCUGGUGCCAACAUCUCAGGCGAUCUUGCAGAUCCUCAAAUGGCAAUCCCAAGGGGAACACUUCUGGCUAUUCUUAUCACAGGCCUAGUCUACAUGGGUGUUGCUGUCUCUGCAGGUGCCUGUAUUGUGAGAGAUGCCACUGGUGUUGAGCACAAUGGCACUCUGAGUGCAGACCUCACAAACUGCACCGGUGCUGCCUGUAGAUUUGGUUACGACUUCUCCUCCUGCAGGCCAGUUAAUGAAGAAAAGAGCUCUUGCUUAUAUGGGCUCCACAACAAUUUUCAAAUUAUGAGUGUGGUGUCAGGUUUCAGUCCCCUCAUCACCGCAGGAAUUUUCUCCGCAACACUCUCUUCAGCCCUGGCCUCAUUGGUCAGCGCCCCUAAAGUGUUCCAGGCUUUAUGUAAAGACAACAUUUAUCCUGGCAUUGCCAGUUUUGGUAGAGGCUACGGCAAGAACAAUGAACCCCUGCGUGGCUACUUACUCACUUUUGGCAUUGCCCUGGCCUUUAUCCUUAUUGCGGAAUUGAACACCAUUGCUCCAAUCAUUUCCAACUUCUUCUUGGCCUCUUAUGCCCUGAUAAAUUUUUCUGUGUUUCAUGCCUCUUUGGCCAACUCUCCUGGAUGGAGACCCAGCUUCAAGUACUACAACAUGUGGGUGUCCCUUGCUGGAGCAGUGCUCUGUUGUGUGGUCAUGUUCGUUAUCAACUGGUGGGCAGCCCUGUUUACCAACGUCAUCGUCUUGUCUCUCUACAUUUAUGUCAGCUACAAGAAACCUGAUGUGAACUGGGGUUCGUCCACCCAGGCGCUGACCUACCAGCAGGCCCUGACACACAGCCUGCAGCUCUGUGGAGUCGCAGACCAUGUGAAAACUUUCAGGCCGCAGUGUUUGGUGAUGACGGGGGCACCUAACUCUCGCCCGGCUCUCCUCAAUCUUGUCCAUGCCUUUACUAAGAAUGUUGGCCUGAUGGUCUGUGGCCAUGUGCGCAUUAGCUCUCGUAGGCCAAACUUUAAGGAGCUAAACAGUGAUUUGGUACGCUACCAGCGCUGGCUUCUCAACAACAACUCCAAAGCUUUUUACACACCUGUGGUCGCCGAGGACCUCCGCCAGGGCACCCAGUACCUUCUGCAGGCUUCUGGCCUUGGAAGACUGAAGCCAAACACACUAGUUCUUGGCUUCAAAAAUGACUGGAGCAACGGUGAUAUGAAGGAUACAGAAAUCUACAUGAAUAUGAUACAUGAUGCCUUUGACUUCCAGUAUGGCGUUGUCAUUCUCAGACUGCGAGAAGGGCUUGAUAUUUCCCACAUUCAAGGCCAAGAUGAUACUUCAGCCAUGAAGGAUGUUGUGGUGUCUAUUGACAUGAGCAAAGACUCGGACGGUGACUCAUCCAAGCUUUCAUCCAAAGCAACAAGUGUUCAGAACAGUCCAGCUGUCCAAAAAGAUGAUGAGGAUGACGGCAAAGCACCUACACAACCCCUGUUGAAAAAAGAUAAAAGCAGUCCAACUAUGCCACUGAAUGUAGCCGAUCAGAAGCUGUUGGAGGCCAGUCAGCAAUUUCAGAAGAAGCAAGGCAAAGGCACAGUGGAUGUCUGGUGGUUGUUUGAUGAUGGCGGCCUGACUCUGCUCAUCCCAUAUUUAAUCGCCAGCAAGAAAAAGUGGAAAGACUGCAAGAUCCGAGUCUUCAUCGGGGGCAAGAUCAACAGGAUUGACCAUGACCGCAGAGCAAUGGCCACGUUGCUCAGCAAGUUCAGGAUAGAUUUCUCUGACAUCACCGUCCUGGGAGACAUCAACACAAAACCCAAGUCUGAGAGUUUGGCAGCAUUUGCCAAGAUGAUUGAGCCCUAUAAGCUGCGAGAGGACGACAUGGAUCAGGAGGCAGCAGAAAAGCUGAAGUCUGACGAGCCCUGGAGGAUCACUGACAAUGAGCUUGAGCUCUAUAAGGCCAAGAGUAAUCGUCAAAUCAGACUGAACGAACUGCUGAAGGAGCACUCGAGCACAGCAAACCUUAUUGUCAUGAGCAUGCCACUGGCAAGAAAGGGUGCGGUGUCCAGCGCCCUGUACAUGUCCUGGUUGGACACGCUUUCCAAGGACCUACCACCUAUUCUGUUGGUUCGUGGUAACCACCAGAGCGUCCUCACGUUCUACUCUUAAGCAAAUUGAUGAUCACCGACCCCCCGUGAAGCACACUUUGCCGAUAUACCGACACUAAACACAAAUGUGCACACACAAACACAUGAAGGUAGAUCACCUGUGACUGUAAGGAUAGUAAUGAUGGUGAUGGUCAAGAGGAAGAUGGAGAGACUAGGAGCACCUUGUCCUGAGAAGCUUCUGGUUUCUGUAGCUCAGUUACCCCUGUCGCUAGGUUCAGAUGUGAGUGUACAGGGUUUCCAGAACGUUCUGGACAAUAGAGGACAAGACAAGAACAUGCUCAAUAAUUUAUUGGUCACUGUUUUCUUUGGAUCACAGGCAUCUGAGCAUAAAGUACACAUUGUUCUGGUUACAAUUAUCUUUAUUAUAAUUGUCACAAUUAAAAUGUGGAUCUUUUUUUUCCUUCCUUUUUUUUUUUUUUGCUCUUCAAAGCAGCAAUAAUCACCCUGUUUUCCUUUUUCCUCACUUGGGAGAAAACAAUGCAGAAUGCUUUGCAACACCUAUUAUAGCCUUAUAGAUGUGCCUUCCAGUUCAAUCAAAUUAAAUGAAACUUUGCCAUGAUUAAUGCUCAAAUAUCUAUAGAUGUAUUUUUAAAUUGGGUUUUAAAUGUGCUGAAGAUAUUAAGGAUUUUUAUGCGAGUGGACUGGUGGUGUUUGCGAAGGUUUCCACUUCUUGGCAUAAAAAACUUUUUUUUUUUUUUUUUUUUCUUCCCCCUUUUCCAAUGAGGUUUAAUUUUCUUCAAGUCAUCUUUUGACCUUUUUGUUACUUUUUUCUUUUUGGAUUUCAGUCUUCCUUUAAACUGUGAAGGGUUUUAGUGUUCCUAGUACAGUACCCUCCACUAAUCUUAGAUGUUCUGGUCAUCAAAGUUAGAGGGUGUAUUCAGUUGUACAGAGUUGAAGGUCUGUUGAACCCAAUGCUGUAUAACUUUGGUCACUUGAGUGCAGAUAAGCAGCCUAUGGCUUUAAGAUGUGCUGCCAGGUUCUUGUCUAAAAGAAGGUGUCUCAGAAGAGUGGCACGUCAAAGCUGCUAUGAAACAACGGCUACACAAAGAACAAUCAACCAAAUAUGAUGUAACCUCUUGAAUUUACGUUAUUCCACAAACCUGCAGGUCUUGCUACAGAGGAUGACUUUGCCUUAAAAGCAGAAGAAAUGAUUGUUGACUUUUAACUUCUAUCUUUAUAAGCCAUACUGGCUGGUUGGUUGAUUAGCGGAUAAGCGCAGACAUAAAAAUAGAAUGUAAUGUCAGUUGUAGUGUAUUUUAUAGCAAGUUAAUUGUUUUUGUCAUUUCAAAACGCUCCUCUAUUAUAGUACUAGAUUGCCUUUUUUUUGGAAACAGUCCAAUUGUAGCUGCAAAGAAAACCAUGUCAUCAGCGUCGUCAAGACCACAAUCAACUUUUCCGUCUUUGUUAGAGUGUUGGACUGUUACAGAGUAGCUUAUUAUUUUCCUCCAUGUUUGCAUGUUAAAUUUUAGGGGCUUCCCUGUCUCGUGCAGUGUAACCCUAAAGGCCUGUUCAGGUAUUGCAGCUGUAGUUAAAGGCCAUGGCACAGAUUACAGGAUGUCUGGAAGUGUUGAUUUAAAGCCAGUACUGAGAAUGUUUUUCCACGUGUCAGUGGUCCUGUUGAAUGAGAUGCAUUAUAUACCUCUAUGCAGGUGAACUGAGAUGAGUGCUCCUCAUUUCCCACUCGUUUAAUUGAUGGAAAUAAAAGAAAGUCACUCAUCCAAAACUCAGGAUUGGAUCUCCCCCGCCUGCAGUGCUUGUUUCCCAGUCCUAGCUGAAUAUUGCCGACGAUUGCCGUUUAGAGGUCUGGUCAACAGCAGGGUUUUUACGAGGUUGAGCUGCAUGAUAUUGACAAGCUUAAUGUGAGAUGGUUCCAUUUCUUGUGUCGUAAUUGAAAUGAACAAAUUGACUUAAAAUUGCCUUAUGGAUGAAAUUCUAUGAUGAACUGGUUUAGCAACGCACACAAUUUUGCCUCCUUUCCACGCUCGCUGUACUGUCCACCAUAAUGUGACAUUGCUUUAAUGAAAGGUUGUUUGAAUGUAACACUAACUGAACACCAAAACGAGGCUGAGCUCCUUUUGGCGUCCAUCACAUUUUAGAAGAUUUUUUUCUUUUUUUCAUCUACAGCUGCCUGAAUGCAAGCUAAAUACUGUGAUGUGUUGUCAGACUCUGUAGUAAUCAGUACCCACAUGACUGCAUCUCGACAAUACAAGUUCAUCACCCGUCACCAUGUGAGAAAUAUGCCAUGAAUAUAUUAAUAUUUAUCUCUCUCUCUCUCUCUCUCUCUCUCUCUCUCUCUCUCUCUCUCUCUCUCUCUCUCUCUCUCUCUCUCUCUCUCUCUCUCUCAAAAUAUAUAUACUCUAGUGUGUAAAAGGACUUUGUACUUAAUGUGUGACACUUGUAGUUUGACUUUGUUUUUAAGACGGUGGGCAUUGUGAAGCUCUUUUGACUUCAGCUGGUACAGUCUUACUCAUUUUAAGAUCUGUUGUGUGUUGAGUGAGUGAGUGACUGUAUAGAACUUGAAUUCCCUUGACACGUACAAAAUAAUCAAGAAAUUAACCAUUACCUGUUAUCUUAAUUUAUUAAGAUAUUAUAUAUAUAUAUAUAGUUGCAAUUGGGAGAAAUAUUUAGAUGUCGAGUAACAAAUUUGCUAUAAAUAUGUGUAACAACCACAAUGUGUGUUUGUAAGUGUGCAUUAUUCAUAGAUGUAUAGCUACACGUAGCUGCGGCAUCAGAGGCUGCUGCACCAUGGGUUCACAAGGUACGUCUAACGUGCCUCUAAAAGCUGUUGUGUUCUGUGUAAGACCAAACAGAUCAACGUUGUAUGUGCUUUCCUUUUUUUCUUUUGUUUUUUUUUUUUCUUUCCUUUCUUCCUGCCCAAGUGUAGCCAAAAAGUCCAGUUCCUCUUACUCUGAGCUGGGAGUGAUGAUGAUGAUGAUGAUGAUGAUGAUGAUGAUGAUGAUGAUGAUGAUGAUGAAAACCAAAAGUCAACCUCGUUGCUCCCAACUCUAGUUCACACUAUUUCUUUACUAAUCUGUAAAUAUCUUCUAGUCUAACCAGAUAAAUUAAGGGAGUGGCAUAAUAAUGGCAAAUUAAAUAUGGAGAAAGAAAUAUUUAUUUUAGUCUAGAUUUCUCCAGUUUUCUUUUUUUAAAUUGCAUGUUGAUUUUUGUUUCCCUUUUGAUUACUUUCAGAACUUUGUUUCUCCUUCUCUGUACAUUUCUAUCUUUUUAUAUGCCUUUUAAAGAAAAGCUAUGUUGACAAACGGUUGAGUUUGACAACUGUUCAAGCAUAAGGGUGGAUCGAAUUGAUCUGGCUGGAAGAGGAAUGUUUUGAUAUACUGUAUUGUUAAUUGUCACAAAUAUGCUUUUUUUCUAACAUUUUAACAUUUAAAGUUACCAAUACUUUGUACAUCUUUAUUGCAAUAAACAAAAAUCAAAAAUGA
Molecule: messenger RNA, 7485 nt
Organism: Pygocentrus nattereri (red-bellied piranha)
Lineage: Eukaryota; Metazoa; Chordata; Actinopteri; Characiformes; Serrasalmidae
Gene: slc12a2
Product: solute carrier family 12 member 2
Exons: 27
Coding region: 618-4046 (1142 amino acids)
Biological process (GO): sodium ion transmembrane transport; chloride ion homeostasis; sodium ion homeostasis
Cellular component (GO): membrane
Molecular function (GO): sodium:potassium:chloride symporter activity; ammonium channel activity
Source: RefSeq, a predicted model, not a curated record